AUGGCAAAAGAAUCGAUUUGUGUCCUUGAAGCAGAUCGACCAACAGGCGUUGCAACAGUUAAAGCAUUAUUCGAAUCAACGAAAUCAAAUCGUACUCAUGUGACCGCUGGUGUUUCACCUAAUUCCUCAGAAGAAGUUCGUCAAAAAUUAAAACAAAUUGGAGCCCAAGUAUUCGUUAUUGAUGAUCCAAAUCAUGUUACGUUUAAUGAUGUUGUAAAACUUCAAAUUAUUUUAUCUCCAGAAAGAUUGGAUGCUGCUAAGCUUUACAUCGAUUCUGCUGUGAAACAUAGAGUUCCAUUCGUCUUGUUACAGUCAGUGAUUAAUGCCGAUGAGAGAGAUGAUUAUUAUGGUAAAAAAUUUAAAGAAAUUGAACAUCAACUUCAGGAAUAUGCUGAUAAAGAAUGUCAUCCUGUUGAAGGAGGACCUAAAGCUCAAAAAGAAGCUCACAUCCAUCGUCAUUGGUCGAUCUUGAGAGUUGGAUUUUAUGAUCAUUAUUUGCUGUCAUUUAAAGAUUGUAUCAAGAAAGGUAUUUUGGAUCUGCCCAUCGGAAAUGGUCAGUUUGCACCUGUUGCAGUUGAAGAUGUUGGUAAAGCAUCAGCACAUAUUCUCGACAAAUCUGAGAAUUUUUUCAAUAAAACAAACACACUCACGGGUUCAGAAUUAUUCGACGGAAAAAAAUUGGCUGAACGACUAUCUGCAACUCUUCAUCAUAAUUUAUCCUAUAAACCAUCGGAGGAUAUUGAACAUAUUAAAGAAGAUCAUAUUAAAAAAUAUAUUAAAUCUCCCAUUGAAUCGGACGGAACGUUUCAUUUGCUUUCAUUAAUUAAAGAGGAUAAGUUGAAAUUUGUUAGUCCUAAUUUUAUUGAAAUUGAAAAAUAUACACAAAAAACUGUAGAGCAAUUCUUUAAGGAACAUAAGGAGGAAUUUUUUUGUGAACAAAAAUGA
Funneliformis geosporum is the source of this 945-nucleotide messenger RNA. The record is from the annotation of a GenBank genome assembly. Lineage: Eukaryota; Fungi; Glomeromycota; Glomeromycetes; Glomerales; Glomeraceae.